This is a messenger RNA of Closterium sp. NIES-65, 2016 nucleotides long. The record is from the annotation of a GenBank genome assembly. NCBI's taxonomy places the organism in Eukaryota, Viridiplantae, Streptophyta, Zygnematophyceae, Desmidiales, Closteriaceae.
AUGAAACUUAGCCACUGGUCGAGCGCGGCUCGCAUGCUACAGACCCCCACUCAACAGGUAACCCUCUCAGGUGCAGGUACACCCCUCAGGUUCUUUUUCAGGUGGCCUUGGGUCUGCAGUUUGUUGCCGUGCCUCAACCAGUGGCUCCCCCUCUCUUCCCUUGCGCUGCAUUUCAAGUCACAGUUUCCCCUUCAACUUGCUCCCACCACCGCUCUCUCACUAGCUCUGUGUGUGCGCAUUGCAGGUGGCGGGGAGGGCUGUGGGGUCAACACCGACGCUCCCUCACGCCCCUCCCCUGUGGCCGUGCAGGGAGGAGGCACCUGGAUGAGGGCUGCUGGUGGUGGGGCUGCAGCUGCCUUGAGCUCGCCCUCACGCUAUCAGCUAAGUGCAGGUAACCCCCUCAGGUGCAGGUCCCCCUCUCAGGUGCAGGUCCCCCUCUCAGGUGCAGGUCCCCCUCUCAGGUGCAGGUGCAGGUCCCCCUCUCAGGUGCAGGUCCCCCUCUCAGGUGCAGGUCCCCCUCUCAGGUGCAGGUCCCCCUCUCAGGUGCAGGUCCCCCUCUCAGGUGCAGGUCCCCCUCUCAGGUGCAGGUGCAGGUUCCCCUCUCAGGUGCAGGUUCCCUUGGCGUCUGUGGCGUGUGCCCUUGCCUUAACCAGUGACCCUCCUUUUCUCUUCCACAUUUGGCAGUGGAGGGGAGGGGCGUUGGGGUCAACACCGACGCUUCCCCGCGCCCCUCCCCUGUGGCCGUGCAGGGACUUGUGGGGACCGGAGGGGGGCAGCACUGCAGCAUGGCAAUCCCACUACAGCAAGGGAGAGUAUCGGGAUGGGCUUGGCCUCUCAAGGUCACUCGCAAUGCAGCAGAGGCAGCUGACGGGACCAGUUGUGGCAGCAUCAGCAGCGGGGAGCGCUGAUGCAGCAGGGGAGGGGAGGGGAGAGGGGGACAUAAGGCGGCAUCUUUUGGCGCUUCUUCAGCUACCAGCUAAGUGCUUUCGCCUCCCUGGACUCACUCUUGCCUGCUUCUCACUGCUCAUGCUGAAUUACUCUUGUCCUUUUCACUGGCCCCUCCCCUCGCAUGCGCUUCUUUCGAACUCACAGCUGCCAGUUCAGCUUCAUCCCGUGAUUGCACAAUCACAGGCUCUGUGCAUGCUCCUUGCAGGUGGAGGGGAGGAGCGCUGGGGUCAACACCGGCGCUUACCCGCGCCUCUCCCUGGCUGCAGCAGCCGCGGCAGUGGCGGUGCCAGCAGCAGCAGCAGCAGCAGCAGCGUGGCGGCGGCAGCAGCAGCAGGAGUGGAGGGGAGGGAGGAGCUGAAGUCAACAUCUUCAGCUGCCAGUGGAGGGAGGGGCGUGUGGGUCGACGCCAACACUCCCCCACGCCCCUCCCUUUUGGCCGUGCAGGUACCCACGGGGAUGGGAGGGCGGCAGCACUGCAGCAGCUUGCAGUUGGUGCCCCAAGGGAGAGUAUUGGGGUGGGCUGGCCUCUCAAGGCUGAAGGUGGGAGCACUGGAGCAAGGGCAGGAGAGUGGAGACCACCCUCUCACUCACCUCCUCCUCUCUCCCUUCUCCCUUCCCUCCCAGCAGCACCCUGCCUGGACCACAGUGGAGUAUCUCCCUCCCCUAAUCCCCCUUCUCUCUCCACUUCCCAGCAGCCUCAUCAUCAUGCCGCUCUGCACGGCUGUGGUAGGUACAGGUCCAGUGGACUUGCCUUUCAGACUUGGGAAAGGCUUGCCGGAAGACUUGAGGGACCAACUGUCGGUCGUUGUCAUUGCGCCUCGCGAUCUUGCUGACUCAGAUGACCAGUGUCCCAUCUGCCUGACUGACUACGAGGUGCAUGACGUGCAGCAGCGGCAACCAUGCGGCCAUCACUUCCACCAGCCGUGCCUCGACGCCUGGUUCACCUCACACACCACCUGCCCCGUUUGCCGUGUGCAACUCACUCUGCAACCUGAUAACCCGGAGAAGGACCAGCAGGGCGCAGGCACAAGUGCGGUAGGUGUAGCAGUGCCUGGCAGUAUCACUUAA